CAGGGAGCGAUGACGCGCGAUGGUGGUGCCACGAGCCGUCGCGCACCAGCCGCCAGCUGAAAUACCGACAUCGAUCUGGAUGAACCCGAGUCCCUUGUGGAGAAGGGCGCGGUCCUAGUCGGAGAGCAAUGAGAAGCCGCACCAGGCUGUCGGUCGUUCCUACUGAAAUCCGCGCAGCAGUCAGUCUCCGUCUUGUCCUGUCGGGGGAGCCAGACGCACCCGGGACUUUAAUUUCACACCACAGCGUCCGCGUUUCCCUCUGCUUCUUCUUUUUUUUUUAAUUAUUAUUAUUAAAUGACUGUCUGUGUGUGUGUGAGAGAGAGAGAGAGAGAGAUCAGUUGAAUAUCCGUGAACAGAUGUUCUCCUGAAGCUCCAGAUGUCAACAUCUGACAGAGCAGCGAUGAGCUCCGGAUCCGGGAACGCGUCCCUGCGUUGCUCAAUGUCUUCAUCGGCUGAUUUCUCGGAUGAAGACGACUACAGUGUGAGGUCGGGCUGUUUGUCGCCGGCACCCGGAGACACGCUUCCGUGGAAUUUACCCCGGCACGAGCGCUCCAAGCGCAAAAUCCACGGCAGCGGCGGCGGCGGCGGCUCGGUACUGGAUCCGGCUGAGCGAGCCGUGCUCAGGAUCGCAGAUGAAAGAGACAGAGUGCAGAAAAAGACAUUUACGAAAUGGAUCAACCAGCAUCUCCUCAAGAUACGAAAGCACGUUAACGACCUAUAUGAGGAUUUGCGAGAUGGACAUAACCUGAUCUCACUGUUAGAGGUCCUGUCUGGUGACAAAUUGCCACGGGAGAAAGGCCGCAUGCGCUUCCACAGACUGCAGAACGUACAGAUAGCACUGGACUACUUAAAAAGGCGGCAGGUGAAACUAGUGAACAUCAGAAAUGAUGACAUCACAGACGGCAACCCAAAGCUGACCCUGGGGUUAAUAUGGACCAUAAUUCUGCACUUUCAGAUUUCGGAUAUCCACGUUACCGGAGAGUCCGAGGACAUGACCGCAAAGGAGAGGCUUCUGCUCUGGUCCCAGCAGAUGACCGAGGGCUACGUCGGGGUGCGCUGUGACAACUUCACUACUUCUUGGAAAGAUGGAAGGCUGUUCAAUGCUAUCAUUCACAAGUACAGGCCUGACCUGGUGGAUAUGAGCACAGUAUCAACACAGAGUAGCAGAUCAAACUUGGAGCACGCAUUCACUGUGGCUGAGCAGCUGGGUGUGGCUCGGCUCCUGGAUCCGGAGGAUGUGGAUGUCACAUCUCCAGAUGAGAAGUCCGUCAUUACCUACGUAUCAACGCUAUAUGAUGUCUUCCCUAAAGUACCGGAGGGUGUCGAGGGCAUCAGUGCAAAUGAUGUCGAUGUUAAAUGGGUGGACUACCAGAAUAUGGUCAAUUACCUCAGCCAGUGGAUCAAACAUAAUGUGUCGGUCAUGUCAGAUAGAAACUUUCCUGUUAACCCUGUGGAACUUAAGGCACUUUAUUUGCAAUACCUGCACUUCAAGGAGAGUGAAAUCCCACUGAAGGAGAAUGAAAAGACCAAAAUCAAGCAUCUUUAUAAAAUGUUAGAGGUGUGGAUCGAGUUUGGUCGCAUUCAUUUGCCGGAGGGUUAUCACCCUAACGAUGUGGAGAAGGAAUGGGGCAAGCUGAUCGUGGCCAUGCUCGAGAGAGAGAAGAGCCUAAGACCUGAGGUCGACAGACUUGAAAUGCUGCAGCAAAUCGCAGACAGAGUUAAGCGAGACUGUGUGGCUGGAGAAGACAAAUUAGUCUUAGCACAGGCAUCUCUGCAAUCUGACAUAAAAAGGUUAGAAUCUGGGAUCCAGUUGCAGAAUGAGCCUGAAAUUGCAGGAUACCUACUGGACUGUGAGAAUCUGUUGAGGCAGCAAGUGGUUGACAUCCAGAUUUUACUGGAUGGGAAGUUCUACUUGGUAGAUCAGCUUGUUCAAAGGGUAUCUAAGCUUCGCGAUGACUUGCUGACCCUCAGAACAGAAUGCUCCUCGGUGUACAGCAAGGGACGCAGUCUGAGCACAGAACAGACCAUGAUGAUGAUCUCUGGCAUCACACAGAGUUUGAACUCGGGCUUCUCUCAGAACCUGAAUGUAGGUCUAAGUCCUGCCCUCAUGCCAGGCUCUGCCCUCUCCUCCAGCGUUACCCCUGCCAUGACGCCAGCUCUGACCCCAGCCAUGACUCCAGGAUUGUCCCCGGCAUUGACCCCAGCCAUGACCCCAGGAUUGACACCUGGCUUGCAGCCUUCCCUAAGGGUUGGAGGGUCCAUAGAGCCAGGGAUCCUCCAGCACAUGAAACACAUGCAAAUCCGCAAGCCAAUGGUGAAAGCUUCGUUAGUUGACCCCAGUUUGUCUGAAGAAGAGGUCAAUAUGAAGUUUGUCCAGGACUUGCUUAACUGGGUAGAAGAGAUGCAGGUGCAACUCGAUCAAGGCGAAUGGGGAUCGGAUCUACCAAGUGUUGAGUCUCAUUUAGAAAAUCACAGAAAUGUUCACAAAGCCAUCGAAGACUUCCAGAUGAGCAUUAAUGAAGCAAAAAUGAGCGAGAUUCAGAUGACCCACCCACUGAAACGGAGUUACUCAGACAAGCUGGGCCUUUUAGAAAGCCAGUACGGGAGGCUACUUCACUCUUCUAAAGAGAGACAGAAGCACCUGGACAGCCUACAUAACUUUGUGUCACAUGCCACCCGAGAGUUAAUUUGGCUUAAUGAGAAAGAGGAAGAGGAAGUAGCCUUUGACUGGAGUGAGCGCAAUAGUAAUAUCUCCAGGAAGAAGGACUACCAUGCUGAACUGAUGAGAGAGCUGGAUGAGAAGGAGGGGGUGAUCAAGUCAGUACAGGACCAAGCGGACAUCCUUUUACAACAGAACCAUCCAGCUAGGCUUACUAUUGAGGCAUAUAAGGCUGCCAUGCAAACGCAAUGGAGCUGGAUCCUGCAGCUCUGCUACUGUGUGGAGCAGCACCUGAAAGAGAACAUUACUUACUUUGAGUUUUUCAAUGAUGCCAAAGAGUCUAUGGACUACCUUAAAAACCUUCAGGAUUCAAUUACAAGGAAGUAUGGGUGUGACCGUACUAGCAGUCUGCAUAGACUGGAGGAUCUCAUUCAGGAGUCUAUGGAUGAAAAAGAGCAGCUUCUUCAGUACCGCAGCACUGUAGCUGGCUUGGUAGGACGGGCCAAGUCUAUUGUUCAGCUCAAGCCCCGCAACCCAGAGAACCCUAUCCGAACUUCCCUACCUGUCAAGGCCAUCUGUGAAUACCGUCAGAUCGAGAUUACUAUCUACAAAGACGACGAGUGCGUGCUGGCCAAUAACUCUCACCGCGCUAAAUGGAAGGUGAUCAGCCCUUCAGGGAACGAGGCCAUGGUGCCUUCCGUCUGUUUUACUGUGCCUCCACCCAAUAAGGAGGCAGCCGAGACGGCCAGCAGGAUCGAGCAGCUGUAUCAGAAAGUUCUCGCACUGUGGCACCGCUCUCAUGUGAACAUGAAGAGCGUGGUGUCCUGGCAUUACCUGAUGAUGGAUAUCCGCAACAUCCGCAAAAGCACUGUUGCCUCUAUUAAGACCAUGUUGCCCGGCGAGCACCAACAGGUCCUGAGCAGCUUGCAGGCCCACUUUGAGGAGUUCCUGGAGGACAGCGAGGAAUCCGAGGUCUUCACAGUGGCAGACCGCACUCAGCUAGAGAGAGAGGUGCUGGCGUCACAAGAGUACUAUGAGGAAUUGCUCAAGUCUGCAGAGAGAGAGGAGCAUGAGGAAUCAGUGUACAACCACUUCAUAUCUGAGGUGCGUAACUUCCGCAUGUGCGUGGAAGCCCACGAGGAGCAACUGAUUCGGCAGAUCCGCUCCCCUCUAGAGCGAGACGACCUGAAGGCCAUUAUGCAGCGCAUCGUUGACCAGGAGAGGAAAAAGGCAGAGUUGGAUCGUGUGAACGAGGAUCUUGAGGCACUAAAGGAGAAGUGUGAGGUGUUCCUCAGGCAGGCUGCUAACUCUGCUUCAGUGCCCACACUGUCCUCUGAGCUCAACGUGCUCACUCAGAGCAUGGCUCAGGUCUAUUCCAUGUGCUCCAUUUACCUGGAAAAGUUGAAGACAGUGAGUUUGGUGGUGAAAAACAGCCAGGGUGCCGAGGCUUUGGUCAAGCUGUACGAGGGCAAACUAUGUGAGGAAGAUGCAGUCAACGGUGACCUCAGGUCUACUGAUGCAGUUAUGAGCACUCUCAAGCAAUGGAGGUCUGAGAUAGAUGACCGAAGAGAUGUAUUCCAUGACCUGGAGGAUGAAUUGCAGAAAGCUCGAGCCAUCAGUGACCGUAUGUUCAAAACCCAUAACGAGAGGGAUUUUGACCUUGACUGGCACAAGGAGAAAGCUGAGCAGCUUGGAGAGAGAUGGCGGAAUGUCCACUCUCAAAUUGAAAACAGACUUCGAGACCUGGAAAGCAUCAGCAAGUCUCUGAAAUACUAUAAGGAUGCAUACAGUAGCCUUGAUGAGUGGAGCAAAGAGAUGGAGGCCAAUCAGCUAAAAACCCAAGAGAACCAGCCAGAGGACAGCAAAGCUUUGGCUGAGUUACUAAACCAACAGAAGGUGCUUGUUGCGGAAAUUGAACGUAAGCAGAGUAAGAUUGAAGAAUGUCAGAAGUACUCAGAGCAGUACUCGGCUGGAGUGAAAGAUUAUGAGCUUCAGUUGAUGACAUACAGGGCCAUGGUGGACUCUCAGCACAAGUCCCCGGUGAAGAGGAGAAGGAUGCAGAGCUCAUCAGAUACCAUCCAGCAGGAGUUUAUGGACCUCCGCACUCGCUACACAGCACUGGUCACCCUUAUGACGCAGUACGUGAAGUUUGCAAGCGAAACUCUGAAAAGGGCCGAAGAAGACGAGAAAUCUGUUGAAGAGGAGAGAAAAGAGCACGGCGAUAAAGUUAGCAAGUUAUUAAACUGGAUGUCUGAUGUGAAAUCGAGCGUGAACAAAAACGGAAAGGCUGUGAGCGAUGACAAAGGCAGCACAGAGAGCUCUAAUAAGCCUCAGAUUCCUAUGGAAGAAGUUUUGUCCAAGAAGGAACAAAUAACAGAAGCAUUAAAAAAUACACAGCAGAUACUUUCCAAGCACAGUGACAAGAUGUCCGAGGAGGAAAAGUGUGAAGCGAAAGAACAGCUAAAACAACUCCACCAAGCUUACAGUGAGCUCUCGCAGAUGAGUGUGAGGAGUCAGACACCCUGUGCUGAACAGGAGUUUGAAGUCAUCGAAGGCGUUCUCGAUGUGGGAAACGGAGCCGUGAUGUCUGUAUGUCGUGCGGUCCAGAAUGGUCUCAUUGACCACUGUACUGGGCUCAGUCUCCUUGAGGCCCAGCUCAUAACAUCUGCACUCAUCUUACCUGAAUUCCACAUGUGCCUCGACUUGGACGAUGCAUUCAAGCACAAUCUCGUGGACGAACCCAUGUAUAAGCAACUGCAAGACUUGAACGAAGCCAAUAAACGCAUUCAAAGUCCACGUUACGCUUCGGAACCCUUGCCGACGGUAGCUGCGGUGAAGGACGGGGUGAUUUCUGAACGGCUAGCCGUAAAGAUCAUUGAGAUCCAGCUAGCUACGGGUGGGUUAAGAGUCGCGUACACUGGAGGUAGUUUAAGUCUUGAGACGGCAUUUGAAUUCGGCCUGAUUCCCCAGUCUCUCUAUAUUCAGAUAUUACAAAGACAGAAUACCUGGAAAGAUUUGAUUGAUCCCAAUACGGCUGAAAAGGUUUCUCUUCUUCAGCUUGUGCAAAGGAGCACUGUGCAUGAGGACACAGGGCUUCGAUUACUGGCGGUCAAGUCUGGAAAAGAUAGAAGCAUCGCGCUUACAUCUGGGAAAGAGGUCAGCAUUCUGACAGCGAUGCAUGAAGGUCUGAUAGAUCGAGAGACCGUGCUCCGGCUGCUGAGUGCGCAGCUCUUCGCAGGAGGCAUAGUCGAUCCUAGAACAAACCGUAAGCUGACAGUAGAAGAGGCCGUAUCUGAAGGUCUUAUUGACCAGGAUACUGCCAGUGGAAUUUUGAGCCACCAAGCCCAAAAUGGUGGCAUUGUAAACCCUAAAAACGGGGCGAGACUGACAGUCGAUGAAGCUGUCCAGUGUGAUUUAAUGAGUUCCAGAAGUGCUCUGUUAGUUCUGGAGAGACAGAAAUGUUUCACGGGCCUCCUCUGGCCUCACUCUGGCGAAAUCCUCACUGUCUCGAUGUCCGUACAGCACGAACUCAUCACUGAGAAACUGGCACAUGAGCUUCUGCGUAACCGACACAAAAUAGCAGCGUUUUACAUUCCGGAGAACUCCGAGGUGGUCGAUAUCGACUCUGCUGCACAGAACGGUUUCAUCAACGCUUGCACAGUAGACUUUUUAAAAACAAUAGAGAUACCAGAUACGUUCCCCGACGUCGAUGAUCUCGGUGACAGAUUUUCAUCAUGGCUAGUCAUGCGUGAGCUUCAAAUCGAUGGCUCGGAAAGAUCCAGAGAAGGAUCGGAAGCUGACGAUAAGAGCAUAAACGCUCCAUCUUCCUCGGAAGCCAAACGCCUUUUUGUUUCAUUUUUAAUGAUGAACAGUUACAUGGACCCCAAAUCAGGACAGAGGCUUUUAAUUUUUGAUAGGCAGUUAAAUAAAAUGGCUAAAGUACUGCUAGAAAUGUCCGAAACUGAGACACUCGCUCAUAUCCACGAUUCGUCCCUAGACGAGGACUUUCCCAUCACACACACUGGCGAAUUGGUGGUUUUGCAUAUUGAUGAGCCUUUACCAAGAAUACCAGAAGACAAUAUUUCAGAGAUCUAUACAGAGGGUGAUCACUGGAUAAAAACGCCAACUGCUGAAUCGGACAAUCUUGGUGCUACAUCACUGCAAAGUGCUCCAUGUAAAGUUUCAGCAUCCGACAUGAAAAUGAACGAAAGUGUACCCGAGGACACGUCGACCGAUGCAUGCACAAAGUACCACACAAACGAGACGCUUAAUUCCUUAGUUCCGCCUUCUACAGAACCGCACAUUACACACCAGUUAAAUCCUGAAAUUGUGAAUCAAACAAAUUUGCUUUCAGAAAUAGAGAAGAAUGCACCUUUGAAUCGCAGGGAAAAUUCAUUUCAAGCAAAAGAUAAAGACCCCACACAGUGCUCUGUAGUGUGCACGGAAAAAGCUGAAAACAUUGAUUUGGGCACUGAAAGUUGCGAAGGGGUGUAUGAUAAGCUGGAAAGAGAACGUGUGUUACGCCUUCUCGGGGACCAAGUAAAUGAGGGCGGCGUUUUAGAUGCCAUUUCUGAAAAGCGAUACAACCUUGAUGAUGCUUUUGAUAAGGGCCUCGUUGAUGAAGAGACCGUGUUAGAGGUGCUUGCACUGCAGCUAGGAAGCCAUGAUGUCAUGGAAAACAAAACUGUGGCCAUGUCGGUAUUGAAACAAGCUGUGUCACAAAGCUACAUAUCAUCGCACUUGGCUUUGCAAAUCAUGCAACAACAAAAUUUACUUAGUGGUUUCUGUGAUUCGUCUGGAAAAAGCAUCAGCUCUAGGGAGGCUUGGGAGAUCGGUUUGAUUACUGAUGAUAUCAGAGGUUUAGUUCUUGAUUCAGAAGAAGCCCAGGAGGUCACCGCUAAUCCUGAUGGAAAGCGUGUUGACAGUGCGUCUAAGGGAAAGACAGUUCAUGAUAAGGAAGCAGACACUGAUGAAAUCCCUGCUGUGGACCGUCCAAGUACUGAAAAUGCACUGAAUAGGUCAGAAGAAGACACUCAUCUAUCAACAAACUCAAAACAAAUGACCAGUAGUUUGGACUCGUCGUUUAUCUUCAGUACAGUUAGUAACAAGGAGAGCGUCGCUGAGGAGAUUGAGGGAACGUGUCCAAGUACUGAAAAUAUAUUAGCAACUUCAGCACCGAUGUCCAGUGGAUUAGACUCAACGUUACCGGUAAAGACCGGUAGUGAUGAUCACUUAGUCACUGCUCAGGAGAAAGCCAGUGUCGAAAUCCCUGCUGUGGACUUCAGUGAAAGGUCUCCAAGUACUGAAACUGCAGGAAAUACAACAGGAGAAUUAACAAAUUCAAAUCGACUGACCAGUACUUUGGACUCAUCGUUCAUCCUAAAUACAGUUCGUUAUGAAGACGUCGCUGUUGAGAUGUUUGCUGAAAAUUCUCCAAGUACUGGAAAGGCAAUGAAGAGAUCAGAUGAAGUCACUAAUCGAUUAGCAGCUUCAGCAGAAUCACCCGAUACUUUGGACUCAUCGUUCACCUUAAAGAUAGUUGCUAAAGAUAAGGAGGAGAUUGGCGCUGAGGGGUUUGGUGAAAAAUGUCCAAGUACUGAGUAUGAAUUAAAAAGAACAGCUGAAAGCGAUGCUCUUUUAACAGGUUUAACCCAAUUCACUCGUAGCUUAGCACCUAGCUUGAAGAUAGUUACUGGUGAUGGGAUCACCAACGAGGAGUUUGAGGAAAAGUGUCCGAACGCUGAAAAUGAGGUGGAACGAAAAGAAAAAGCCUCAAACAUAUCAGCAACACAAUCAAAGCAAAUGACCGAUAGCUUGGACACGUCAUAUACCUUAAAGACACCAAGGGAACAAGACAUUGCCGAUGGGGAUUUUAGUGAUAAAGGUCUAAAUACUGAAACUGAAAUGAAAACGCUGGAAGAAGACAAUUAUCUGUCAGCAGACUCAACACAAAGUAAUAAUAGUUUGGAUGCAUCAUUAAAUUUUAAGCCAGCUAGUCAUGAGGAGGUCUUUCAUAAGGAGCUUGGAGAAAAAUAUCCAAGUACGGAAAACGCAAUAAGCAGACUAGACGAUGCUCAGCUAUCAACAAAUUCAAAUCAAAUGACAAGCGCUUUAGAUUCACCGCUCCUGUUAAAGACAGAUCGUGAGGUGGCGAUCACUCCUCUGGAGAAAGAGAGUUUUGAGAGCCCUGCUGUGGACUUCAGUGAAAAAUGUCCAAGUAUUGACAGUACAGUAAGUAGAACAGAAGAAGACACUCAUCUGUCAGCAAAUUCAAAACCAGUGAUCGGUAGUUUGGACUCACAGUUUACCUUAAAUGCCGUUAGUAACGAGACCACUACUGAAAAGUUUGGCGAAAAAUCUCCAAGUACUGAAAAUACAAUAAAAAUGCCAGACAAUAACACUAAUAUAUUAACAGCUUCAUCACGAUUGACCAGUACUUUAGACUCGUCAACAACUGUCUUUAAGGUGAACGACAAGAUCAGUGCUGGAGAGUUUGGUGAAAAAAAUCUAAGUACUGAAAAUAAAGUGGAAAGAUUAGAGGAAAGCACUCAUCCAUUAAUAAACACAACGCGAAUAUCCAGCAGUUUGGACUCAACAUUUUUGCAAACAACAGUUAGUGAUGAUGUAACUGCUGAAGGAUUUGGUACUGAACUUGAAAUGAAAAGAACAGACCGAAACAAUCCUCUCUUAACAAACUCAUCACAGAUGACCAAUGGUCUGAAAUCAACAUUAUUGUUACCGCCAGGUAUUGAUGAAAGUACCGGUGCAAAAUGUCCAAGUACUGAAAAUAGUUCGAAUUCAUUAUCCAGCUUAAAGAUCACAAAUGAGGAGUUUGCUGAAAAAUGUCAAAGUGCUGAAAAUAGAAUGAAAAGCGCAAAUGAAGUCCCUCAAGUAUCAACAGAUACAGCACGAAUAACCAGUAGUCUGGAGUCAUCUUUCACCUUAAAGACAGUUAGUGAUGAUGACAUCACUGUUCAGAAACUUGGCAAAGGUUGUCAAAGUACUGAAAAUGAGAUGAAAAAGUCAGAGGAAGCCACCAACACAACACAGGAUAUAUAUAGUUCAGACACAUUAUUCACCCUAAAGACUGCUGAGGUCCCUGCUGAAAAAUGUCCAAGUACUGAAAAUGCAGCGAAGAGAAUAGAGGAAGUCACGCCUCCAUUCAUUAGUAGUAGUUUGGACUCCUCAUUCACCUUAAAGACGCUUAGUAACGACAUCAUUGAGGACACAUUUGGUAAAAAAGGUCCCAGUACUGAAAAUUCAUUGAGGACAACUGAAGAGACUCCUCUAUCAACAAACUUAACACAAAUGACCAGUAGUUUGGACUCAUCAUUCACUCUGAUGACAGAUAAUUGCGAGAUCUGUGCUGAGGACCUAAGUAAAAAAUGUCCAAGUACUGAAAAAGCAGUGAACAGAACAGAUGAAGUCAGCAGUUUAUCAGUAAACACAACACAGGUGCUAUAUAAUUUGGACCCAUCAUUCACCCCAAAAACAGAUAGUACUGAAAUCCCUGUUGAAAACUUUCCAACUACUGAAAAGUCAGUGAACAGAACAGACGAAGUCACUCCUCAAUUAAUGACUUCAACACAAAUGAUCAGUACUUUGGACUCAUCUUUCACCUUAAAUGCAGAGGUUACUGAUGAUGAUCUGAUUGGUGAAAAACGCCCAAGUGAAAAUGCAGUCAGGACAUCGGACGAAGCAUCUUUAUCAACACACUUAACACAAAUAAAUAGUAGUUUGGAUUCCUCAUUCACCUUCCUGAGAGAGAGUGAUAGGAUGCCUGCUAAGGACCAGAGUAAAACAUGUCCGAGUACUGAAAAGUCAGUGAACAGAACAGAUGAAGCCAGUCCUCUGUUAACGACUUCGACACGAAUGAACAGUAGUUUGGACUCAUCAUUCAACUUAAAGACCGUUAGUGAUGAGACCACUGAUGGUGCGUUUGGCAAAAAAUGUCCAAGUACUGAAAAUGCAGUGAGGACAUCAGAUGAAGCUUCUCUAUCAACAAACUUAACACAAAUGACCAGUAGUUUGGACUCAUCAUCCACCGUUGUGACGAAUAGUGACGAGAUCCCUGCUGAGGAUUUUAGUCAAAGAUGUCCAAGUACUGAAAAUGCCGUGAGCAGGACAGAAGAAGCCACACCUCCUUUAAUGACUGAAACACAAAUAACCAGCAGUUUGGACUCCUUCACUUUAAAGCUGUUUAGUGAUGAGAUCACUGAUGAGGAGUUUACUGAAAAAUGUCAAAGUGCUGAAAAUAGAAUGAAAAGCACAAAUGAAAUCUCUCAAGUAUCAACAGAUACAACACAAAUAACCAGUAGUUUGGAGUCAUCUUUCACCUUAAAGACAUUUAGUGAUGAUGAGAUCACUGUUCAGAAACUUGGCAAAGGUUGUCAAAGUACUGAAAAUGAGAUGAAGAAGUCAGAGGAAGCCACCAACACAACACAGGAUAUAUAUAGUUCGGACUCAUUAUUCACCCGAAAGACUGCUGAAAAGGGUCCAAGUACUGAAAAUACAGUGAACAGAAUAGAGGAAGUCACGCCUCUAUUAAUGAGUAGUAGUUUGGAUUCAUCACCCACCUUAAAGACACUUAGUAACGACAUCACUGAUGACACAUUUGGUGAAAAAGGUCCCAGUACUGAAAAUUCAUUGAGGACAAAUGAAGGGACUCCUCUUUCAACAAACUUAACACAAACCAGUAGUUUGGACUUAUCAUCCACCGUUGUGACGGAUAGUGACGAGAUCCCUGCUGAGGAUUUUAGUCAAAGAUGUCCGAGUACUGAAAAUGGCGUGAGCAGGACAGAGGAAGCCACACCUCCUUUAAUGACUGAAACACAAAUAAGCAGCAGUUUGGACUCCUUCACUUUUAGUGAUGAGAUCACUGAUGAGGAGUUUACUGAAAAAUGUGCUGAAAAUGUAGUGAACAGGACAGACAAAGACACUUCUGUAAGCAGCUCAACACAAACGGUCAGUUCAUCAUUCAUCUUAAAGACAGUCAGUGAUGAGAUCACUGACAAACCGUUAGAUGACAAAUGUCCAAGUACUGAAACUGAAGUGAAAAGAACAAGGGAAACCAGUUGUCUGUCAGGAAAUACUGAAAAUAUAGUGAACAAGACAGAGGAAGCUACUCCUCUAUUAAACAACUCAACCCAAACGAUCAGUAGUUUGGACUCAAGUCCAGUUAGUGAGACAGUCACUAAUAAUAAGGAGCUGGGUGAAAAAUGUCCAUGUGCUGAAAAUUUAGUGAAAGAAACCGAGGUCACCACUUAUAUAUUAACAGACACAACACACGUGACUACUCUGAACUCCACAUCGCUCUUAAAGACCGAUAGUGAUAUUCCUUCAGCUGUUGGUUUUGAUCCAGGAAAACAGGAUGAGGUUGAGCGAAUUAUCCCUACGCAUGAUUUAGAGGAGCUUGACAAUUCUGAUUGUUUGGCUGCAGAGUUGGCGACUGUUCCAGAAAAAGAGAACGAUCAUGAUGAUGGAAUUUCUUUUAAUAUCGCCUUGGAUGCAUUAUGUCAAGCUCCUUUAGCCAGAGUCAGGGAUGUAGCAGUUAAUGAAGCAGCAGUAGACCUGAAGAGACAUUCUGUUCAGGGUGAUAUUUCUUCCGAUGGAAGGAAAUUGGAGAGCUUAGUGAACGUACGCAAACAGCACAGUGCUUUCAAUGAAUCACAGCAAACGGCAAGUAUAUUCCCCGGUGAGAGAGGUUCAGAAAGCUUAAAUGCAACAGAAGAUAUCAAAACACUGACAGAUAAUGAACCAUCUUUAUCCUCUUCGACGUUACUUCAGUUACCAGACACGAGAGCUGCGGGGAAAACAAGCGAGAGUCCUGAAAAAAGUGAAAACGUGCAAGAUCAGGAACAGAGCGUGUUGUGUCAGUCGACAGAUUGCUUUGUUCAAAUAAAUAUGAAUGACAAAGACGUGAAUCAGUGUACAGGUCGCAAGACUAGCCUGAUCGUCGAAGGACCUGAGCAUGUGUGCAAGUCAGGAACGGUUAAUGACCAUGCAACAUUCAAAGCAGCAGAGACCCAAUCCAGUCUUAUUGGUAUCGGUAUUGACAAUAGGACGAUCAAUGAUUUUGACAUGAUCAGUGUCAGCACCUCAGAGUCUACGGACAUAUCACAGCUUUGCUGUACUCCAGAAACAAGUCCCACCUCGAAGUUCUUGCCAGAUGUUCUUAGUGAUGAUUCAAAUAAUAAGCACCACUCGGCCGACCAAGGUGGAGUACCUGACGCAGCAGUUGACUCCAGAUACGAUGCAGGAUCCUUACAGUACAAAACCACCAUCACUCCAGCACACAUUUCAAAAUCUGUUACGCUGAAGUCCAGUAUUCCACCAAAUUCCUCAGACAAAGACUUGCUUAAUGUUCCUACACCCCAAGACUCGAGCGAUUACGGAGAUAAGCUGUGUGCGAAUUCUUCAGUGACAAGGAGUGAAUUUCUACCAGUUUAUUCGAAUGAACUGGAGAAAACUGCAGUGAAAGGAGCUGUAGAUGAGAUCGAGACCAAGGAAAGCCAAGCCCUUGACAGCGGUGAGGGCAUCUCACCCACUACUGCAACUCAGCGUGAUUCAAGUGUCACGGAGGCCCUUGUUGAGACCAAAGAUCCAGGUCUGCUCAAGGAUUUGAGUGCGCAUGAGGGGUGUGUAACUCAAGACACACGUCCAUCCAAUGUGACUGGUCAUGGUCAGGAACCAAGUAGUCCAGUGCUAAUGCAGUCACAGCAUCCAGAGAUGAUUCAAGAGAUGCCUGCUAACAAAGAACCAGAACUGCUGAAAGAAACGUUAGGUCUGCUGGGAACCACUGCUCAGGGAGAUGAAGGCUCAUGUAUGGAAGGUAUUGAAACUCAACCCAAAGCUGCUACCAGUAAUGGCUGUGACGAUGAAGUCUUUCAGUCAGAUUUGUCCAAUCUGCAGCACUCGAAGGCUUCAAAAACUGAGGAAGUGGAGGGGGUCAACGUCAGACCAAGCAAAUGUUCUACCCAGCGUUACUUGGAAUGUGUUGGUAAACUCCAGGAUCACUUUGAUGCCCUUGAAGACAUCAGGAAUGAUCUUUUGGCUCAAGGUCCAUUAUCAACUCACAUUGAAGGUUUACAAGACCAACUGGAAGCAGCUCAGUCUUUGGAGGCACAACUUGCUGUAUUUCCUGGCACUUUAAUCUCAGACUUGGAGCUAGCUGAGCAGCUUUUAAACUCUGCUGAUGAACUCAUCCCCACACAAGUCCAACAUGAUUUAGCUACAGUUUUUGUAGAUUUGCAAGCUGCUUUCACAGAUGUUUGCCAUUUAUCAUCGGAGAGACGUUAUGCAAUUCUCCAGGCCAUCGAUGCAGCCAAGGCAAAUUUGGAGCGUACAUAUCAAGAUCUUUUCAGCUCCCUUGAAAAGCUAUCAUCCUGUAUUCAAGACAGUUGCGAGACGGUUUGUAAGCUUGACGUCAUGAACGCAGAUGACUUGGAGACAGUUAAAUAUAGGAUUCAACAAAAUAAGGACCUGGAGAAGAACCUGUCUGGUACUCGACAGAAUCUAGAAGAUACAGCUUUUGAUAUCCAGAACUUCAUAUCCGAACAUGCACAGUUCCUAAACCCAACCCAGAACAGACAGAUGCUGAAAUCGCUCAAUGCCACGCAGAGAGCCUUUAAGGAGCUGAUGGACCGGGUGUUCACUCAGAGGCACGCACUGGACCUCCGUUUGGAGAUCCGUGAGGAUGAGAUCCAGCAGCAGAAUGCUGUUGAGAAGCAGAAGGAGUUUGUAACCAAGCUGCAGGAGUUAUGUGAUGACCUCACCCAGACCGAGAACCGUCUCAUCGGCCACCAGCAGCAAUCCAACAGCGCAAAGAGCGUCGGAGACCUCCAGCAGUACCAACAAGAGAACCAGGCUUUGCAGAAAGACAUCCAGGCGAACGUAAGUGCCUUGAACGAAGUCAUCAGUAGCACUACGAAGUUCCUGGAGGAGAACCGGAGCAAACUGACACCCGAGCAGGUGGCCGCUAUUGAGCUCAAGUUGGAAGAAGUGAAGAGCAAAGCCAAUAUGCUUAAUCAAAGAGCAGAGGAAACAAGGAAGGAACUGGAGAAAGUUGUGACGACUGUGAUCAAGCAGGAGACCGAAAAGGUUGCAGCUGUGGAGCAACUCGAAGAGACCAAAAACAAAAUCGAGGUUCUUUUAGAGUGGGUAUCCAACAUCGGGAAAGAAAAAGAGAUGGGAGGAAUGGCCAAAGAGAACGGAAACCUGCCAGUAGAAGGGAAAUUAACAGGAAGGGAAGACGACCCUAAUGGAAAUGCACUGGACACCACAGAUAACACCUCACAGUGGUCUGGAGAAGACACUAAAGAACUGGAUAUAGAUCAACAAUAUGAGAAGCUUAAGGCUCACCACCAAGAGAUCCUCUCCCAGCAGCAAGACCUAAUCAUUGCCACGCAGUCGGCCCAGGCUCUGCUGGACAAGCAGGUAGAUGUUCUCUCUCCAAGUGAAAAAGAGAAGCUCCAGAAGGACAUCCAGGAGCUGAGGGGCCGCUAUGAGACCUCACUCACCCAGGCUGAGCAACAGAUGAAGCAGAUGCAGAGUGUUCAGGAGGAGCUGCGCAAGUUCCAAGGUGACUAUGAAGAGUUUGGAGUGUGGCUGCAGCAGGCACACGAGCAGAUGGCAGAUCUGGGAGACCCCACUGGCCACUUAGAUGUUCUGCAGGAGAAGCUUCAGAAGCAGAAAAGCUUCUACGAGGAUGUGAUCUCCCACAAGGGUGACUUGCGUUUCAUCACCAUCUCAGGCCAGAAGGUGCUGGACGUGGCCAAGGCCUGCAGCCGUAGCGAGUGUAAGGAGAAACAGGGAUUGCUUGAGGUGGACACUUCCGGAACGUGCGCUGCUGUGAAGGAGAAGCUGGAUUCCACUGCUACUCAAUACAAAGUCCUGCACACCCAAUGCAACCAGCUUGGAACCAAUCUCAAAGAUGUCGUCGACAAGUACAAGAAGUAUGAAGAUGCUACUAGUGGCCUGUUGACAUGGCUGAAUAGUUCUGAGGCAGAGGCGAGAAAGCAGCAGUCUGAACCUAUAGCUGCAGACCCACAAACACUCCAGAGGCAACUAGAAGAGGCCAAGGCUCUUCAAGGGCAGACAACUGGCCAUCAGGUGGCUCUGGAGACGCUACGCAAAACAACAGAUGCUCUUAUCGCAGCAGAAGGAGACCUGCUAAACAACAAAGAUGAGAUUCAGGAAGCAGUCGAUGAUAUUGUGGAAAGGUACGACAACUUGUCCAAGUCAGUGAGUGACCGAAAUGAGAAGCUGCAGGUGACGUUAACACGCUCGCUCAGCGUGCAGGAUGGUCUGGACGAGAUGAUGAACUGGAUGAAGAAGGUGGAGGAAAAUGUUGGGGAAGAUUCGCAAGUGCCCCUCGACUCAGCUGCUAUUGCGGAUGCGCUCAGCAGGGAGGCAGCUCUGGAGCAGGACAUGUCCAGCAGGCAGAGCAGUAUCUCCACGAUGAAGGACAAAGUGAAGAAGUUUGUAGAGACUGCGGAGCCAGCAGCAGCAGCAGCUCUCCAGGCAAAGAUGGAAGGACUGAAACAGCGCUUCGACAACGCUUGCGAGAAGCACAAGCAGAAGAUUUCACGGACGGAGCAGCUGAAGGACAAGGUGGAACAGUUUGAAAAGACAUCUGAGAAGGUCCAGGAGUUCGUGCUGAAACAUUCACGUGCUCUCUGUGAGACCGACGGCCCUGGGAAAAAUGUAAACGAGCUCUCGCAGCUGGUGCAGGAUAUAAACGCAGAGUUGGUGGAACAUACAAAAGACAUGGAAACGCUACACUUGUUGGCGAAGGAGCUGUCUAACUGUGGCCCAGAGGGAAGCACAGCUCUAAUUCAGGGCAAGAUGGCAAACCUGUCGAACACAUUUAAUACAUUUAAGGACACCGUUAAAGAGAAAGAGGAGGAUGUGUUGUCUUGCCAGGACCAGCUGGGCGAGUUCAAAGCAGCUGCAGGGGUGAUGAUGAAGUGGCUGGAGGAGACAAAAGAGCAAGUGCCAAUGGUUCAGCCCAACUGCAGCGAACAGGGCCUGGGAAAUGACGUGAAGAAAGUCAACGGCUUGCUAGAAGAAUGGACUGCUAAAGCUCCUGCUCUACAAGAUAUAAAUAGUAAAGGGUCUGCACUGUGUACCCUAAUCAGUGUUUUGACAUCACCAGCCAAAACCAGAAUGCAUCAUAAAUCAGGUUCAGCAGUCAGUAAUGGCUCAGGCCCAGGAGGACCGUAUCUGACAAACAAAGAGCUGACGCUGGUGCAGCAGAACAUGUCCUGCAUCAAUGAGGAUUAUAGCAGCCUUGGGGAGCUGCUGAAGACCACAUCCUCAGAACUAAGUGCUCUGUUGUUAAAGGUCCAAGGGGUCCACCAUGAGGCUCAGUCAACGCUGCAGUGGCUGGAGAACAUGAAGAAGACAGCAGUGGCUUGGAACUCUGAACCAGCAGGAAAAGACUCCAUGAAAAUGCAAAUGGAACGGCAGAAAGCUUAUGAGGAAAAUAUGCGCCAAAAACAGCAGCAGUACCAAGAACUGAGGGAGAAGCUCCUCCACCUGAUAGAGGAAAGCCCUGAUUCACCUGAGGCAGAAAAAUGGAAGAACAUGCUGAAACAGAUGGAUGCAGGAUGGGAGGAGGUCAAGGACAGCGUGGAGAACAGGAAGCAGCACCUGGAAGAGUCAUCCCGCAUGUUGGAGCUCUUCCAGACAAACCAACCACAGCUUUCACAGUGGCUUCAGGAGAAAGAUCUGAUGAUGAGUGUUCUAGGCCCUCUGUCUAUGGACCCCAAUAUGCUCAACACGCAAAAGCAGCAAGUCCAGAUUCUUAUGAAAGAGUUUGAAGGCCGCAAACCUCAGUACGAGCAGCUGAAUGAAGCCGCAGUGGUUAUCAGUUCUGCAUCAGGAAAUCAGGACCCUGCUGUGGAGAAGGUAAAGAAACAGUCAGAUGUUAUCACUCAGAAGUGGCAGGAACUGACAAGCCAGUUGUCUGACCGCGAUUCCCUCAUCGAGCAAGCUGUGGGUAAGACCACUCAGUUCCAGGAGCUUCUACGGCAACUAGGUGAGAGCGCAGCAGACCUCGAGUUUCAGCUGAAUGGCCAGCAGACACUCAGUACACAGCCUGAUGCUGUCAAGAAACAGCUCGAAGUCACUAACGCUGUCCUGGCUAAGCUAUGUGAAGAGAAGAAAAGGCUAAAGGAGGCAGAAUGUCUCUGCUCUGAACUUUCGGCUCUGGUCACUGAGGAGUAUCUCAGAGCCAACCUCACGGCACAGCUGGAAAGCGUCACGAAACCCUUCAAGAUGCUGGAAGACAAAGCAGGAAAGCGGAUUCAACAUCUCACCUCCACCUUCGCCAGCUCCCAAGAAUUUCAUCGGACAUCUAAAGACUUCCAGAGCUGGCUAGAGCAAAGGCUUAAGGAACAGGCUGGGCCCCAGUCAGUCUCAACCAAGGAGGACACUCUGUUACAAAGUCUAAGGGAGCACAGCGCGAGCCAGAGCGCACUGACUCAACAAGAGGAACCAUACAAGAACAUUAUGCAGGAAGCAGAGGCUCUCUUACAGAACACGGAAGGAGAGGAAAAGUUGGCCCUCCAAGGACAGCUGUCAGCCCUCAAGUCCAACUGGGAGAAAGUAAAGCGGGGUGCCAUGGAGAGAGCAGAGAAGCUUAAUAUUGCUCUGGAGAGGGCCAGAAAAUACAAAGAACAUACAGAGAGCUUGAGCACUUGGCUGUUGGAGUGUGAAGACAAGAAAAACAAGGUACAUUUCAGCAUGAAUCCUGUAGAAGUUGAGAACUCCCUCUCACAGGUAAAGGCAAUACAGAGGGAUGUGGACAAACAUCGUGGUCAGAUGGAGCUGCUGAAUGUAGCUGUUGACAACCUUCUGGAGGUGGCCACAGCAGAUGUAGAUGAUGUGAAAGAAGAGAAGAUUAUUAUUGGGAAAAAUGUGGACAAGUUGACAGACGGGUUGCAGCUCAAGAAAGAAACUCUUGAGAAGCUUUCACAGAAGUUGAAAGAGUUCAAUGACACACAUAAAAACCUCUCAGACCAAAUUGAGGGUGCCAAAAAGCAACUAGAAUAUCAAUCUGGUCUUGGUGUCCAAGGUUAUAGUAACAAGAACCUAACUAACAUGAAGGCUCAGCAGAAAAAUUUAGAGGGUGUCCAGAACCAGAUAGAGAACCUCAAAAGCCUAGGUCAGAAUUUGGUCCUGGAUGUACCAGAAGUUGAAGGGGUGGUAGAUCUGCUCCUACAGGCAGACACUUUGGAGAAAGAUCACAGCUCCAUCAGUAAAGCGAUUGAAGAAACGUGCUCCACGUUGGAGAACAAACUGCAGGGCAUCGGGCAGUUCCAGGACAGUAUUCGGGAGAUGUUCACCACCUUUGCAGACCUGGAUGAUGAAUUGGAUAGUAUGGGCCCAGUAGCCAGAGACCUGAAAACUUUACAAGAUCAACAAGGAACCAUCCAAAACUUUGUGACAAAACUCCAGGAUCUGAUGGCCAACACAGGCAGUGCCAGAGAUAACUGCAAGAAGAUGCUGGAGUCAGAGGCCUCACCAGAUCUACUGAGCCUGAAGAGAGACUUGGAAGCCCUCAGCAAGCAGAGCGGCAAACUGAUGGAUCGGGCCAUUGGAAGGAAAGAGCAGGUUGAGGAAACACUGAAACAUCUGGAGGAGUUUUAUCACAAGCUGGACACUUUCACAAAGAAAAUGGCUGGUGCAGAAGAGCAGGAGGAAUCCCAAGGACCAGUAGGCAUGGAGACAGAGGUCAUUAACCAACAGCUGGAAGCUUUCAAGGUUUUCCAGAAAGAGACGAUUGAGUCACUGCAAACACAGUUACAAGAGGUGAACUGGCUAGGCCAGGGGCUUAUUCAGAAUGCUUCGAAAGGGACCAGCGCCAAAGCCCUUGAACAUGACCUGGAGGACGUCAAUACGAGAUGGAACACUCUGAACAAAAAGGUAGCAGAACGUUCGGCGCAGCUUCAUGAAGCUUUGCUGCACUGUGGAAGGUUUCAGGAUGCUCUCGAGUCCCUGUUCAGCUGGCUUAAAGACACAGAAGAACUGGUGGACAGUCAGAAGCCUCCAUCAGCAGAGUUUAAAGUUGUCAAAGCACAAAUCCAAGAACAAAGGCUCUUACAGAAGCUGCUAGAUGAUCGCAGACCCACAGUGGAGCUUAUUAAGAAGGAAGGGGGGAAGGUGUUAGAGAUGGCUGACUCUGUGGAUAAAGAGAAGAUCGGAAAGGAGAUCGAUAGCCUGGGGAAGAGAUGGGACGCUCUGCUGAAGAAAGCCGAGAGCAGACGCAAGCAGUUAGAGAGCAUUUUGGGGGUGGCCCAACAGUUCUACGAGACCCUGGAACCACUAACGGAAUGGCUCUCUGCUACAGAGAAAUGCCUGGCCAGUUCUGAGCCCAUUGGCACACAGACUGCCAAGCUUGAAGAGCAGAUCUCCCAACACAAGGCUUUAGAGGAGGAGAUUAUAGGGCGCAGUAAGAGCUUGUACCAGGCAAUGAGUCUUGGCCAGGCUCUGCGGUCACUCAGCUGUGUGGACGAUAAAGAACUCGUCCAGGCUAAGCUGGACGGCACUCAGAGCGGCUACAUCGAGUUGCAGGAACGCUGCCACACCAAGGCCGAGCUGCUGCAGCGGGCCCUGGCUAACGCACGGCUGUUCGGAGAGGACGAAGUAGCACUCAUGAACUGGCUGGACGAAAUACACGGCAGACUGAGCCACAUCUGUGUCCAGGACUAUACACCGGCCGUACUGGCAAAACAGCAUUCUGAUCAGCUGGCGCUUCAUGAGGAUAUUGAGUUAAGGAGACAGCACGUUGAUCAGGCUCUACAGAAUGGACUUGAGCUGCUCAAACAGACCACAGGCGAUGAAGUUGUCAUCAUUCAGGGCAAACUGGACGGAAUAAAGUCGAGAUAUGCUGACAUAAGCACAAUGAGCAAUGAUGUAAUGAAGACCCUAGACAAGGCCCUGUCUCUGGCCAACAAGGUACAACACACGCAUGAGGAGCUGCGCUUCUGGUUGGAGAAAGUGGAGUCUGAAUUGGCCACGUUUGGCGCUCAGGAACCAGUGGGAGAGCAACUCUGUCAGGUGCAAGAGAGGCAGAAAGCAUUAAUGAAAGAGGUUCAAGAGCACAAGACAGUCGUCGAUACGCUGAACGAAGUAAGCAGCGCUCUCUUAGAGCUGGUGCCGUGGCGUGCCCGAGAAGGGCUUGACAAAUUGAUCACAGAGGACAACGAGCGCUACAGGUCAGCAAGUGACGCAAUCUCUCAGCAUGUGGACCAGACAGGAGCGGCCAUCUUAAAAUCACAGCAGUUUGAGCAGGCUGCAGAUACUGAAUUAGCCUGGCUGACUGAAGCAGAGAAGAAGUUAUCAUCUCUAGGGGACAUCAAGCUGGAAGCAGAACAGACCACAGCUCAGCUGCAGGCUCAGAAGGGCUUCUCCAUGGACAUUAUGAGGCAUAAAGAUGCCGUGGACGAUAUUACCAAGACAGGCGAGGUGAUAAUGAACAGCAAAGACGAGACUGAGAAACAGGCUCUCAAGGCUAAGAUCGAGGCCCUCGUGGAGAAGUACAACACGGUGAGUCAGUUGAACUCCGAGCGCUGUCUGCAGCUGGAGAGAGCGCACUCCCUGGCCUGCCAGUUCUGGGAGACCUAUGAGGAGCUGUGGCCAUGGCUGCAGGAGACCCAGGCCAACUUCGCCCAGAUCCCUUCACCUGCCAUCGAGUACGACACGCUCAGACAGCAACAAGAGGAACUACGGCAACUGAGGGAGCUGAUUGCAGAGCACAAGCCGCACAUAGACAAGAUGAACAAAACGGGCCCUCAGCUGGUGGAGAUCAGUCCACUGGAGGGUGAGCCCAUCAGGGAGAAGUUCCAAGUCACAGACAAGUUGUAUUCACAGCUUAAAGCAGAUGUUAAGCAGAGAGCUGCUGCCCUGGAUGAGGCCAUCUCUCAAUCUACUCAGUUCCAUGAUAAGAUCGACCCCAUGCUGGAAUCUCUGAAUCGUAUAGCGGAGCGUUUGCGCCAGCCCCCCUCCAUCUCAGUGGAAGUGGAAAAGAUUCGUGAGCAGAUUUCUGAGAACAAAGCCGUGAAUGUGGACUUGGAGAAACUGCAGCCAUCUUAUGAAACUCUGAAGCAGCGAGGAGAGAACAUGAUCACUCGCUCAGAGGGUGCAGACAAAGACCUGUCAGCCAAAGCCGUACAAGACAAACUGGAUCAGAUGGUGUUCGUGUGGAAUGAUAUCCAUGCUCUGCUGGAGGAGAGAGAGGCUAAACUUCUGGAUGUCAUGGACCUGGCUGAGAAGUUCUGGUGUGACCACUGUGCUCUCAUCAUCACUAUUAAAGACACACAGGACUUGCUGAAAGACCUGGAGGAACCUGGAGUUGACCCCUCUGUUGUUAAACAGCAACAGGAGUCUGUGGAGGGGUACCGAGAGGAGAUUGACGGUCUUCAAGAGGAACUGAAUGUGGUCCAGAAUCUAGGGGCGGAGCUGAUGACAGCCUGUGGAGAACCAGACAAGCCUGUAAUCAAGAAAAGCAUUGAUGAGGUGAACGUGGCAUGGGAGACUCUGAAUAAGACAUGGAAGGAGCGAGUGGACAGACUGGAGGAGGCCAUGCAGGCUGCUGUACAGUUCCAGGAUGGUCUUCAGGGUAUGUUUGACUGGGUGGAUAUUUUGGAGAGUAAACUGGAUUCCAUGCCACCUGUGGGCACAGACCUGGAAACUGUGAAACAGCAGAUCGAGGAGCUCAAGGAGUUUAAAGGUGAGGCAUACCAGCUUCAGAUUGAGAUGGAGAGGCUGAAUCACCAGGCAGGACUUCUACUGAAAAAAGUGCUUGAGGAAGCAGACCGCAUCGCCAUUCAGGAGCCUAUGAACGAACUCAAAAUGCUUUGGGACAACCUGGACGACAAGGUCAUCAGCAGACAGCACAAGCUAGAGGGAGCCUUGCUGGCUUUAGGGCAGUUCCAGCAUGCUCUGGAUGAGCUUUUGGCCUGGCUGACUCAUACCGAAGAGCUGCUUAGCGGACAGAAGAAAACCAGUGGCGACCCCAAAGCUAUCGAGAUAGAGCUAGCCAAACACCAUGUGCUGCAUAAUGAUGUACUGGCCCAUAAGACCACAGUGGAGGCAGUUAACAAAGCUGGCAGAGAUUUGAUGGAGUCCAGUGCAGGAGAGGAGGCAUGUGGCCUGCAGAGCAAGCUGGAAAACCUUAACCAACGUUGGACAAGCAUCCUGGAGAAGACUGAGCAAAGGAGGCAGCUUUUGGACAGCGCUUUACUCCAGGCCCAAGGUUUCCAUGGGGAAAUUGAAGAUAUGCAACAAUGGCUGAAAGACACAGAAUGUCAGCUGUUAGCAUCUAAAGCAGUUGGAGGCCUGCCAGACACGGCCCGCGAGCAGCUUAACACCCAUCUGGAGCUAUGUAGUGCAAUGGAGGUGAAGGAAGAACUCUACCAGAAGCUUCUUCAGAGAGGUCAGCAGCUGAUAGCCAUGACCCCGGAGAACCAGGACAGCAGUAUUGAACAGGACCUCCACAACCUUCAAGAAAAGUGGGAAUGUGUGCAGGACAAAGUGGCUGAGAGGAAGGUGAAACUGGAAGAGGCAUUAGCCAUGGCCACAGAGUUUCAUAAUUCUCUGCAGGACUUCAUUAACUGGCUGACUCAAGCAGAGCAGACCCUCAACAUGGUCUCUCCAGCCUCCCUUAUCCUGGAAACAAUCUUGUUCCAGAUUGACGAACAUAAAAUCUUUGCGACUGAGGUCAACUCACACCGGGAUCAGAUCAUCGAGCUGGAUAAGACAGGCACCCACCUGAAAUACUUCAGCCAGAAGCAGGAUGUGGUCCUGAUUAAAAACCUGCUCCUUAGCGUACAAAGCCGCUGGGACAAAGUAGUGCAGCGUUCGGUGGAGCGAGGACGCCUGCUGGAUGAUGCGAGGAAACGUGCAAAGCAGUUCCAUGAGAGCUGGACCAAGCUGAUGGAGUGGCUGGAGGAGUCAGAGAGCUCUCUGGACUCAGAGCUGGAGAUCGCUAAUGACCCUGACAAGAUCAAAAUGCAGCUGACUCAGCACAAGGAGUUCCAGAAGGCCCUGGGUGCCAAGCAUUCUGUAUACGACACCACCAGCCGCACAGGCCGAGCCUUGAAGGACAAGACCUCGCUCCAGGAUGACAACCAGAAACUGGACGACAUGCUCUGCGAGCUCAGAGACAAAUGGGACACGGUUUGUGGCAAGUCUGUAGAAAGGCAGAACAAGCUGGAGGAGGCUCUGCUGUUCUCGGGCCAGUUCACUGAUGCUCUGCAGGCUCUGAUUGACUGGCUUUAUAAAGUAGAGCCGCAGCUGGCAGAGGACCAGCCUGUGCAUGGAGACAUAGAUUUGGUGCUCAACCUCAUCGACAGCCACAAGGUGUUUCAAAAGGAGCUCGGAAAGAGGACAGGCUCUGUACAGGCUCUGAAACGUUCAGCCCGUGAGCUGAUUGACAACAGCCAUGACGACUCCUCCUGGGUCAAAGUUCAGAUGCAGGAGCUGAGCUUGCGCUGGGAGACGGUGUGCGCCCUCUCUGUGUUCAAACAGACACGGCUGGAGCAAGCUCUGUGUCAGGCAGAGGAGUUUCACUCAACUGUUCAUAUCCUGCUAGAGUGGCUGGCUGAAGCAGAACAGAGCCUCCGUUUCCACGGGUCUCUGCCUGAGGAUGAGGAAGCCCUGCGUGGCCUGAUUGAACAACACAAAGAAUUCAUGAAGAAGCUGGAAGAAAAGAGUGUGGCUCUGAGCAAAGCCAUCAGCAUGGGUGAAGCCAUCUUAGCUAUCUGCCAUCCAGACUCUAUCACCACUGUGAAACACUGGAACACCAUCAUUAAAGCCCGCUUCGAGGAGGUCACAGCAUGGGCACGGCAGCAUCAGCAGAGGUUAUCUAGUGCACUGAACGAGCUUAUGGCCACUCAAGAGCUCCUGGAGAAUCUGCUGAACUGGUUACAGUGGGCAGAAACCACACUCACUGAGAAAGACAAGGAGGCCCUGCCUCAGGAGAUUGAGGAGAUCAAAGCUCUCAUCACUGAGCAUCAGACCUUCAUGGAAGAGAUGACCAGAAAGCAACCAGAUGUGGACAAAGUCACUAAAACUCAUAAAAGGAAAGCCACAGCUGAUCCACCGGUUCAGUCUCAGAUUCCAGUGCUGGAAAAAGGAAGAACAGGCCGAAAGAGAUCCCAGGCCCAGUCCAUGUAUCCAGCGACAGUCCAGGCUCCAAUAGAGACUAAGAACCCCAGAGUGAACCUGUUGGUCAGUAAAUGGCAGCAGGUUUGGCUUUUGGCCCUGGAUAGGAGAAGAAAACUGAACGAUGCACUGGACCGACUAGAGGAGCUGAAAGAGUUCGCCAACUUUGACUUCGACGUCUGGAGGAAGCGCUACAUGCGAUGGAUGAACCACAAGAAAUCACGAGUCAUGGAUUUCUUUCGUCGCAUGGAUAAGGAUCAGGAUGGUAAAGUCACAAGGCAGGAGUUUAUCGACGGAAUUCUUUCUUCAAAGUUUCCCACCAGUCGACUGGAGAUGAGUGCUGUAGCAGACAUCUUUGAUCGUGAUGGUGACGGCUACAUUGACUACUACGAGUUUGUUGCUGCUCUUCACCCAAACAAAGAUGCCUACAAACCACUGACUGAUGCUGAUAAGAUAGAAGACGAGGUAACGCGUCAAGUGGCAAAGUGCAAAUGUCCUAAACGGUUCCAAGUGGAGCAAAUUGGUGCGAACAAAUACCGGUUCUACCUUGGAAACCAGUUUGGAGACUCGCAGCAGCUCAGGCUGGUGCGGAUCCUGCGCAGCACUGUUAUGGUGCGGGUGGGAGGAGGCUGGAUGGCGCUCGACGAAUUCCUAGUUAAGAACGACCCAUGUAGAGCUAAAGGUAGGACCAAUGUGGAGCUGCGAGAGAAGUUCAUACUUCCGGAAGGGACCACUCAAGUGAUGGCCAGCUUCCGCUACAGAGGUCGAAGGUCACGGCCGUCCUCAAGGGGUGCCUCCCCGAACAGGUCGAACUCCAGCCACAGUUGUCCUGCACAGCCCAUCCCUACUGCGACUAGUACACCGAAGACUCUCCAACAUUUAACCCGCAAUUAUGAUAAACCCUGGCUGACAAACAGCAAAUCAGCUACUCCCUUAAAGUCAUCCGACUCUUUUGAGAGCCAGGGGUCAUCCAACGAGAGUACACCCAUCCAAGGCAGCAAGCUCCGGUUGCCUGGCUAUUUGUCAGGAAAAGGUUUCCAGUCUGGAGAGGAGGGAACCCUGAUAAACACUGCUAUUCUGAAAGCUAGAAGUCAGGCCGCUGGAUACAGUAAGAUUCCCAGCAGGCCUGGCAGUAAGGCAGGGAGCCGUGGAAGCAGCCGGCGAGGGAGCGACGCCUCUGACUUUGACAUCUCCGAUAUCCAGUCCGUCUGCUCUGACAUGUCGGAGACAGUGGUGGACUCUGCAAGGCCACGCUCAUCUCCACGCCAGCCUGGAGUCAAACCCUCCAAAAUCCCUACACCGCAGAGGAGGAGCACAGCCAGCAGCAAACUGGCCAAAACCACGACCAAGAGAUAGUCAGUAGCUGGCUUCUAUCUUUACAGCACUGCGCUGGAACACACUGGACAAAAACUGGACUCCCGAAGACACUAAAAAAAAAAAACUGCAAAAUGCCCUUAUUUAAAACGAACAAGUAGCAAGUUGUAAAUUAUAAAAGGAAAAAAAAAAAGUGUAGCAAUUUGUAAAUUAUUCCAAGGAGAAACGAGGUGAAGUAAGUGGGAUUGAUGCUUUGUGAGUGGAACAUGACCGUUUUGUGUAUUUGUUGUGUAUUUUUCAUUUCUGUGAAUAAUGUCGCAUCAGAUUUUAUUUUAUCUUAUUUUAUUUUAUCGCUGCUACAACCAGAGAGGUUAGCAAGCACUGACAGGAGAAAAGGACUGUACAUUGUGAAGCUAAAUAACAAUUUUCCACGUUCUUGGAUCGAGCUCAUGUUGAAAGUGGAAUGUGCUGUAAAUCUCCACAAGCUUGCCGAAUAAUAAUAUUACGCCACUGCGUUUCACCACAGCACCCUGACUAUUUAUUCAUCUAUUUAAAGUGCAAUGAUGUGUUGCUGAGAAUGCAUUUUAAAGGGCAAUACAAUACUAACUAAUUGUAAUCACUGCAAGUGCUCCUCCGAAAACACUCCAUGGCCUUCAAAACAAACAAGCAAACAACAACAACAACCCAGUCCAUCAUAUCCACCUGCUGCAUAAUGUUUUAAGUUCCUAAUCCUAUCAUUGUGUGCCAUUUAACCUUGACCGGAACCUUCUACGGUUCUAAAUAGCAGAUAUUCAUAAGUGCAUUCAUGUCUGUGUACUGUAUGACUCAGUGUCAGUGGAUUACUCACAACAUUUUUGUAAUAAACCUGCUUGCAGAAAGCUAUGGCAGUAUCAAAA
Messenger RNA from Neoarius graeffei (lesser salmon catfish), 27039 nucleotides. RefSeq names its product dystonin (gene dst). Gene Ontology annotation, cellular component: membrane; keratin filament; hemidesmosome. The transcript is spliced from 100 exons. Gene Ontology annotation, molecular function: calcium ion binding; structural molecule activity; microtubule binding. Gene Ontology annotation, biological process: intermediate filament bundle assembly; wound healing; hemidesmosome assembly. Bases 377 to 26185 code for a protein of 8602 amino acids. The record is from RefSeq and is a predicted model, not a curated record. Lineage: Eukaryota; Metazoa; Chordata; Actinopteri; Siluriformes; Ariidae.